AAGUUUCGACCAUACUAUCGGUGGAUGUGCGCCAUUAGGUUUUGAGAUGGAAUCAAAAGACGAGACAGCAGUUAAAAGGGAAGGCAUUGCAGAACCUCAAAUCCACAACACACAAGAGCGGCUGACCAUACUAUGGGUAACUAAAGCCAAGAGAACAGAUGUAUGGUGCGAUUCACCGUUGAAGACCUCGGCAUCUUGUGGUCCUGAUGCUGUCACUGCUGCUGCUGCUAUAGACGGAAGGAGAACCCAGCUGAUGCCGCUUGGCGUAUAUAUGGAAGGAGUGGAGAUUGAAGAGCGAAGCUUAACUCGAGCACUGGUGAGAGGAGAGGACUCGUCUGGUAACAGGUGUUCCUCUCUGCUUCUGAUGGUGGGUGAAACGGUCAGUGUUCAAGCACUCCUCGUAAAACAAGUGUCUGCUACACGUCCGGAGAGAUGAAAUUAUUUCAAGUGUAUGAAGAAGAUGGAACAGAAAA
Portunus trituberculatus (swimming crab) is the source of this 473-nucleotide messenger RNA. RefSeq lists its product as uncharacterized. The transcript is spliced from 3 exons. The record is from RefSeq and is a predicted model, not a curated record. The coding region runs from base 47 to 436 and encodes 129 amino acids. Lineage: Eukaryota; Metazoa; Arthropoda; Malacostraca; Decapoda; Portunidae.